Frieseomelitta varia is the source of this 684-nucleotide messenger RNA. Its product is annotated as high affinity cAMP-specific 3',5'-cyclic phosphodiesterase 7A-like. The coding region runs from base 1 to 684 and encodes 227 amino acids. NCBI's taxonomy places the organism in Eukaryota, Metazoa, Arthropoda, Insecta, Hymenoptera, Apidae. Gene Ontology annotation, molecular function: 3',5'-cyclic-AMP phosphodiesterase activity. The record is from RefSeq and is a predicted model, not a curated record. The transcript has a single exon.
AUGGACGCUACUAACAUCCUUCAUCGAGGAGGUUAUCACAGUACAAAUCCUUACCACAACAGGAUACACGCGACCGACGUAACUCAGGCGAUGCAUUGCUUCUUGCAAGAGGAAAAAAUUAGGACGCACUUAACCAACUUGGAGAUUAUGGCAUCGCUGAUUGCCGAGGUGACGCACGAUCUGAUUCAUUCAGGCGUCAAUCAACUAUUUCUAGUUGCCACGAGCAAUCAUUUGGCUGCUCUUUAUCAAAACACGUCAGUUCUUGAGAAUCAUCACUGGAUAGGAUGCCUUCUAGGAGAGUGGAGUUUCCAAUCAGUUACCAGCGAAUGUGAGGCCAGAACUUCAACAGCACAUCAGUUCGUUGAUUUUAGCCACAGAUAUUACACAAGACAAGAACAAGAAUUUCUCAUUCGAUUCAAGCACUACUUGGACGAAAACCUGUUGGAAAUGAGGCGCGCAGAUGAUCGACAUUUCAUUCUACUAAUAGCCCUGAAAUGCGCCGAUAUAUCGAACCCAUGCAGAUCUUGGGACAUCUCGCAGAAGUGGUUGCACAAAGUAUGCGAAGAAUUCUUUCGUCAAGGCGAUUACGAACGUCGUCUGAACAUUCCGGUGAUACCAUUGUGCGAUCGGCAUACCAUACCACUAGCAUACCAAAGAUACAGGCUGGAUUCUUUAAAUUCGUAA